CCUCCGGUGUGUUUGUGAUCAAACAGCAUUUACCGGGUCUUUAAUGGUGUUACAGUGUAGAUAGAGUUAACAGACUAAAUAGCAAGUGGUUCAUUAAAAACAAAAAAUGAAAUAUGAAGAGUAGGCGUCAGAGUUCAAAGUAUAGAGAUGUCGGCAAAAGUGAAAACCGACAGGAAAGCUCAUUUAGAUCCAAAAUGGAAUCUCUUUGGUCCAGACGGAAAGCUGACGUAUCCGUCCAUCGAGUGCGUCAAGUCGCACCAAAAGGAGAUGAAAAUCAGGCAGGAGAAACUAGCCAAAAAGCUCGACGACUUCUCCGAGAAUAUAAUCACGUUGAGGGAUCUUAAGAGCAAGUACGAGGCUGAAAAAACUCGGUUGCGUAAGAAGAGACGUAAGCAGGACAGCCUACCACGCGAUGAAAUCGUCGAGGAACAAAUAGCCCAAGGUAGAGAAGCCGAUCUGCCCAGAAGCAUUGAGAGCCAGAUCGACGAAAUUUUAAAAGGGUUUAGCCAGGAACUCGAGCGGUGUUCGAUAAAAUCCGAAGAUCUUCAGGAGAUUCAAAAUUUAAAAGCUCAAUGUAGUUUGGAUGUAGAUCCAUACGAUCGAAGGAAUAUAAUCGAAGUCGAAAGAAGGAUAGUCGGCAGAUUACGAAGACGACGAGAUUUUCACAAAAAGUUAAAACUAGUCAAAAGAGAAAUCGUAGAGGACUACGAAAAAAGCCUCAGGUCGUUUUACAUUGACAACCUCCUGAAAUCGAAGAAAAGAUCGUUACCAUUAGAAUGGCCGAUCUUCGUGGUCCGAGCACCGGUACCAUGGCACCAGUCCAAGGUCACCGCCAUGCACUUCAUGGAACACGAUCUCUUCGUUACCAACUCGAUCGCUUGCUCCAUCCGAUCCAUCUGGCACGUAAAAUACCAGUACACGCGAAUAGUCAACGUGUCGGAAUUAGGCGAGUUACCGAUUCCAGCUCUAGAAAUCGCCGAUCGGAUACGUCUGAUGUGCCACACCGCAAAGAAGAACCUGAUCGAGGUGUGGCUAGCCGAAGUCGCUGAGUUGUUUCUCCAGAAGAAAGAAGCCUGGUCUGGAUACUUCGACAAGACACCUAACGCCUCAACACUGCUGAUCAGGAAAUAUUUCCGUAGCAUCAACAGCCUGCUCUCCAGACAGUUGAGGUACAUAGUUCUGCAGACUCUGCUGGCGUUUAGAGAUUUUCUGGUGCUCUAUGCUGAUGGUAACUCAUUCGAGGGUGAAUAUCAGGACCUGACUUUCACAAGGAUGCCGUUCAUGACGUUGACUGUGGGGACAACUCGCCAGAACAACGAGCUUCAGUGCGAGCCAACGGUUCUUCACAUGCGCAAAGUUCUGUCCAGUUGUUUCAGCAUGAUAAUCGAUGUGGCUUCGGGGAUACCGAGUAUCGAGAAUAUCCUCUUUCCUGAAAUCCAGGAGACGGAGUAUCUGUUCGCCGUUCAUCGAAGGGAAGAGGUGCAAGAUAUAAUAGAGGAAGCAUUGAAUUCUGUCGUGUCGAACGUAAAAGGACCCCAGCUCUACCUGCAAAGAUACGUUCAGUACUACUAUCUCCUGGACGGUUCCGCCGAGGUGCACAUGAAGGAAUUUUUGAACUUCCAGCCGACUCCUUCGUUACGGGAAUACGGAGAUCAAAUUAAGGAGUACGACGACCUGCGCAGGGAGAUAUUUUUCUUUCGGAACAAGAUCCCGCUGAACAUGAUAGAAAUAGACUGCAGUGCACUGAACGAGGCCCUUCGUGAAAUCCUGUACAGCCUCCGGUCCCUGAUUUGCGAACACUUCCUCGACCAAGUUCGCGAGAAUAACCGCAAUCUCUGCGCCAGUUUCGACGAGAUCGCCGAGAGAAUCUCUGGUAUGCCUGAGGUGACCCGUGACGUGGUUGAACUGUACAACUACCUACUCGAGAGUAGGGAUUCAACUAUGUUCAUCCUGCGUUCGAAGCUCUCCCAAAGCGCCGAACUCAUCCUUUUUCUGGUCGAGCAUCAAGCUCACUUCAGCCCCGAGGACAUUCAGCUGAACAGUCGAGCGCUGACCUGGCCUCGCGAGAUGGAGACUGUAAUGGAACUUGCCGCGACGAGACUCAACAUGCGUAAGGAGUUCGUUGAGGGCGUCCUCCGCAACCGGCGUCAGGCAUUCGAUGGCAAAAUCCAGGCUUUGGCCACCAAGAUCGAGAUCUUCAAGAAGAAGGACCCGCCGGUCAUCAGCAUGGACGAGAUGACCUCGUCGGCACGAGAGAUAGAAGAAAUUUCCAGAGAAAUGGUCGAGAUCGAGCGCGAGGCCGAGGAAAUCAACGUUGAGGAGUCCUUGCUCGACCUAGAAGUCAGCCCCUACCUGACCUUGCCAUCCAUGUCGUCAGCCGUCAAGACCUUCGACCAACUCUGGCAUACCGUGCUGGAGUUCCAUCGAAAUUACGAGCGAUGGAUGUACGGACCCUUCCAAAACCUGGACGCCGAAGAGGUUCACGAACAGACCGAGGCAGCCUGGAAGAUUCUCUACAAGCUAUCCCGGGUGUUGAGCGACCUGCCCGCGCCCAGACGAAUCGCAGAGAUGGCUCGCGGCAAGGUCGACAAGUUCAAGCAGUUUCUACCCUUACUGGCGAGUAUUUGCAAUCCGGGUCUGCAACCUAGACACUGGGAGAGAAUCGGCCAGGUCGCCGGUGUCGCUAUUGUUCCUCGACCUGACAGUAGUCUGUCCGAAAUGAUCGAGUACGGAUUACUGGUCCACGUGGUCAAACUUGAAGAGAUUUCAUCGGGUGCUUCUAAGGAACACGCCCUAGAGAACAAUCUGAGGAAGAUGCAACACGAAUGGGAUCAAGUCCAGUUUGAGCUCAGUCCCUACCGGGAAUCCGGUGUCAAGAUUCUCGCAGCAGUGGACGACAUCCAGGUUCUGCUGGACGAUCACAUUCUGAAAGCCCAGACUAUGCGAGGCUCGCCAUUCGUCAAGGCCUUUGAAAGCGAGAUGCAGGCCUGGGAGGAGAAGCUUAUUUCCAUGCAAGAUAUCAUCGACCAGUGGCUGACUUGCCAGGCGACCUGGAUGUAUCUUGAGCCAAUUUUUAGCAGCGAGGACAUCAUGAGGCAGAUGCCUAGCGAAGCCAAGAACUUCCGCAAAGUCGACAAGACCUGGAGAUCUAUCAUGACCUACGUUGCGGAGAACCCUAGGGUACUCAUCGCCACCAACAUGCCGGACAUGCUGCAGCUGUUCAAGAACUCCAAUGCGCUGCUGGAUGAGAUUCAGAAGGGACUUAAUGACUAUUUGGAGAAGAAACGGCUCUUCUUUCCCAGGUUUUUCUUCCUGUCGAAUGACGAGCUACUGGAGAUACUGUCCGAGACUAAGGACGCCCAGAGAGUACAACCACAUUUGAAAAAGUGCUUCGAGGGUAUCAAAAGUUUACGCUUCUUCAAGGAAGACGAGAUCGUCGGUAUGCUAUCCGAAGAAGAGGAAUAUGUGCCCUUCAGCGGGAAGAUCUAUCCCGCAGAUGCUAAGGGUAUGGUCGAACGUUGGCUGUCUCAAGUGGAAGAACUGAUGAAAACGUCAUUACGAGAUAUAGCCCAGGACAGCGUGAUCGCCUACUUCACGAGUGUGCGCGAGGAGUGGAUCCUCUCAUGGCCAGGUCAAAUAGUCCUCUGUGCCAGUCAGAUUCACUGGACAAGCGAGGUAUGUGAGUCCUUUGAGGACAACUCGACCGCUGCCUAUUUAGCCAAGUGCUCGGCUCAGAUCGAUAAAACUGUGGCACUGGUCAGAGGCAAACUCAGUGCUGGUGAGCGAAUCACAUUGAACGCUCUGAUCGUGAUCGAUGUCCAUGCGAGGGAUGUGCUCAAGCUACUGGUCGAGAGGCGCGUCAACGACGUGAUGGACUUCAACUGGAUCGCCCAGUUGAGAUACUACUGGCUGGAGGGCAGCAUCACCGUGUCGAUGAUAACUACGGACGUCGAAUACGGCUUCGAGUACCUGGGCAACAGCACACGAUUGGUGAUAACACCUCUGACUGACCGCUGCUACAGGACCUUGAUGGGAGCUUUGAAACUAAAUCUCGGCGGAGCACCCGAAGGUCCAGCCGGUACCGGCAAAACCGAAACGGCCAAAGACCUUACAAAAGCCAUAGCCAAGCAAUGCGUUGUCUUCAACUGCUCCGAGGGACUGGACUACGCUGCUAUGGGCAAGUUCUUCAAGGGACUUGCUCAGUCUGGUGCAUGGGCCUGUUUCGACGAGUUCAAUCGGAUCGAGCUUGAGGUCCUGUCUGUCAUCGCUCAGCAGAUACUCUCCAUACAGAUGGCGAUAUCUCAGCGUUUGGAGCGCUUCAUGUUCGAAGGGACAGAGAUCAAAUUGAAUCCCACUUGCAACGUCAUCAUAACUAUGAACCCAGGUUACGCGGGCAGACAGGAGUUACCGGACAAUUUAAAGGUGCUGUUCAGAACGUGCGCCAUGAUGGUACCGGACUACGGGAUGAUUGGCGAGAUUACGCUUUACUCCUACGGAUUCGUGGAGGCUCGAUCGCUCGCAGAUAAAAUUGUGCAUACUUAUAAACUCUGCUCGGAACAGCUCAGUUCGCAGAGUCACUACGAUUACGGAAUGCGAGCAGUCAAGACAGUCCUGGUAGCCGCUGGAAACUUGAAGCUCAAGUACAGCACGGACGACGAAUCAGUCUUGGUGCUACGAGCUAUUGUCGACGUAAACGUCCCCAAGUUCCUGGCUCAAGAUCUUCCUCUCUUCGAAGGCAUCUACAGUGAUCUGUUCCCAGGAGUCGCGCUGUCCCCUCCCGAUCGAGACGAGCUUCUAGCCUUUGUGAAAACUCACCUAGAGCGUAGAAACCUCCAGGCUACUCCCUGGUACCUUGGAAAGAUCAUACAGAUCUACGAGAUGAUGCUCGUGAGACACGGACUAAUGAUCGUGGGAGAUACCCUGUCCGGAAAGACCCAGGCUUACCAGACCCUUGCCGAUGCUCUUACCGAUCUCUCGGCCGUUCGACAGGCCAGCAUCAAGGAGAUGCGAGUUACUUACAGAGUCAUCAAUCCAAAGGCCAUCACGUUGGGUCAGCUAUACGGAAACUUUGACCCAGUCUCUCACGAAUGGAGCGACGGAGUUCUGGCCAACACCUUCCGCGAGUACGCGCAGUCAACUUCACACGAGCGUAAGUGGAUCGUUUUUGACGGGCCCGUCGAUGCUAUCUGGAUAGAGAACAUGAAUACUGUGUUGGACGACAACAAGAAGCUGUGUCUGAUGUCCGGAGAAAUUAUCCAGAUGUCUUCGAAGAUGAACAUGAUGUUCGAGACUGCUGAUUUGGAGCAAGCCUCACCUGCUACCGUCAGUCGAUGUGGAAUGAUAUACAUGGAGUCAUCGCAGCUCGGAUGGGUUGCAUUCUUCGAGUCUUACAAAAAUAAACUGAAGGAGAAGAUACUGGCUGAGCAGCUCGAGCUCGUGACUGAUAUCGUUGACUGGCUACUUCCACCCUUGUUCUUAUUCAUAAAGAAGCAGUGCAGGUGCUUCAUCGAUAUGGGCGAGCCCCAUAUGUUCGUGUCGUUCGCAAAGUUACUGGACGUCCUGCUAGAAGGCGAGUCUCAAGUUAGCACAGUCUGGCUCCAGUGUGUUCUGAUCUUCAGCAUAGUCUGGGGCAUCUGCUCGAUGUUGGUGAGCGAGAGUAGAAAGUCGAUGGACUUGUUCUUCCGCAAACUGCUUCACGGCAACGACGAAGAGUACCCUCGACCAAAGGCCUUUAAGUUGACCAAGCAACAGCUCUUUCCCGAUCGCGGUACCAUCUUCGACUGGGUCUACGACAAGAAGAACAACGGCACGUGGAUUGCUUGGAUGGAGACCACGAGCCCAGUGGCGUUACCAGCCCAGGCGAGGAUGAGCGAACUCAUCAUCCAAACCAGCGAAACGUCGAUGCAGCAGUACUUCCUGUCGAAUCUCCUGGAGAACUCCAGUCCAGUCUUGUUCGUCGGACCGACUGGUACCGGAAAAUCCACCGUAGUCCUGAACUACAUGCUUGGUCUAUCCAAAGACAAGUACAUCGAGAGCAUCCUGAACUUCAGCGCCAGAACUAGCGCCGCUCAGACUCAGGCUAUCAUAAUGUCCAAGCUGGACCGACGAAGAAAGGGAGUCUACGGUCCAGCCAUGGGCAAGAGGUGCGCUCUAUUCGUCGACGAUCUCAGCAUGCCUCAGCCUGAGAUCUACGGAGCUCAGCCACCGGUUGAGUUGUUGAGGCAAUGGAUAGACCAUGGCUACUGGUUUGAUUCGAGCGACACCAGUAUUCUUCAGCUUGUGGACAUCCUCUUUGUUGCGGCUAUGCUUCCGCCUGGAGGAGCCUCGAACAGACUGACGCCAAGGUUCACCAGGCACCUAAAUGUCAUCGGCAUCGACGCCUUCGACGACACCACUAUGACCAUGAUCUUCGGUUCUAUUCUCGACUGGCACUUUACUCGAGGUUUCGACACCAACAUCUCGAGACUAGGAAAGAUGCUUCUGUCAGCGACGACCCACGUCUACCGCACUGCCAUAGAAACCUUCCUACCGAUCCCCAGCAAGAGUCACUAUACCUUUAACAUGCGUGACUACAGCCGAGUCGUAACUGGGAUCCUCUUGGUACCGGCGACGAAGAUCAAGGAUCCAGGGAAGUUCAUGAGACUGUGGAUUCAUGAAGUUUACCGUGUCUUCCACGAUCGGCUCGUCGACGUGGAGGAUCGCCAGAAGCUGUUCGAUAUCGUGAAGUUCACCUGCUACGAGCACUUUCGUCAACCGAUCGACAAAGUUCUCGAGCACAUUAUCGAAGAAGGUGAGACUGAAGUAAAGAGCAGUCACAUGGGUAACCUUCUCUUUGGUAAUUACAUGGAACCGGACGCCGAUCCCAAGAUUUACGAUGAGAUUCUCAACAUGAACGAAUUGAAGGAAAAAAUGGAUUACUAUCUAGUCGAGUACAACAACCUGUCCAAGAACCCUAUGCCUCUGGUCCUCUUCCGCUAUGCCAUAGAACACGUCUCCCGCAUCUCAAGAGUCCUGCAACAGGACAAUGGACACGCACUUCUCGUCGGUGUCGGUGGCUCUGGAAGAACAUCCUGUACACGUUUGGCUGCCAGCAUGUGUGACUAUGUCCUCCAUACGAUCGAGAUGAUGCGGAGUUAUGGACAGUCCGAGUGGAGGGACGACCUGAAGUCUCUGCUGUUGAAAGCUGGUUGCGAAGGUAAACCGAUCGUCUUUCUGCUGAGCGAUACCCAGAUCAAAGACGAGUCGUUCCUCGAGGAUCUCAGUAUGCUCUUGAACACUGGUGACGUGCCGAAUCUCUAUGCCCAGGAGGAAAAGGCGGAGAUACUGGAGAAGAUGAUGGACGUUGCGAGAGAGACUCAACUUAAAUCCCAGAAACCAGGAAAGGCAAACGAGACCAGUCCAAUGGGUCUCUACGGAAUCUUCACGGAGCGAGUAAAGAAGAACGUUCACAUCGUUAUAGCCAUGUCACCAAUCGGUGAAGCUUUCCGUGUACGUCUGCGCAUGUUCCCGUCGCUCAUCAACUGCUGCACCAUCGACUGGUACACCUCCUGGCCCGAUGAAGCUCUCGAGAAAGUAGCAAAAUACUUUCUCCAGGACCUGGAUAUCGACGAUGCCAGCAAGUCCAAGUGCGUCAGCCUCUGUCAGCGUUUCCACACCAGUGUCUGCGAAGCCAGUGAGGAUUAUUGGAAGAACUACGGAAGGAGAAACUACGUCACACCUACGAGCUAUUUAGAGCUCAUCAAGUGCUUGCACAAGUUCCACGGGCAAAAGGUUGAAGAAAUAACGAAGCAGCAGACGCGCUACGAGGUCGGUCUGGAGAAACUUGACUUCGCUGCUGGCCAGGUCUCGAUUAUGCAAGAGGAGCUCCAAGCUCUGCAACCUAAACUGGUAGCUCAAUCUCAACUGAGCGACAAACUGAUGAUCAGAAUCGAGCAGGAUACGGUUAACGUAGAGGCAAAAAAGGAAGUCGUCGCAGCGGAUGAAGCUUUAGCGAACGAAGCAGCUGCAGCUGCCCAGGCCAUCAAGGACGACUGCGAGAGUGACCUGGCCGAAGCUACGCCGGCACUGGAAGCUGCUCUCGCUGCGCUGGAUACCCUUAAACCUGCGGAUAUCACCAUCGUCAAAUCGAUGAAGAAUCCGCCUACCGGAGUUCGACUCGUUCUCGAAGCUGUUUGUGUUUUGAAGGGCGUGAAGCCCGACAGAGUACCCGACCCAACGUCAGGAGGUAUGAUGGAGGACUACUGGCCAGCGUCGGUGCGUCUUCUGGGUGACAUCAAGUUCCUCGAGAGCCUCAAAUUCUUCGACAAGGACAACAUACCCCAGGCCAACAUGAAGCGCAUCCGCGAGAAGUUCAUGAACGACAGGAGCUUCCAACCAGAAGUGAUCAAAAAGGUCUCCACUGCCUGUGAGGGUCUCUGUAAAUGGGUCAGAGCCAUGGAGGUCUAUGACCGAGUCAUCAAGGUCGUCGCACCUAAGAAAGCUAUGCUGGCCGAGGCUGAAGCUGAACUGGCUGCGCAGAUGGAGACGCUCAACGCCAAACGAGCCCUGCUACAGGAAGUGACGGACAAGCUGCAGCAGCUCAACGACGAGUUCGCCGAGUGCAUGCGCGAGAAGAAGAAGCUGGAAGACCAGAUCGAGCUUUGCAUGCAGAAGCUGGAACGUGCUGAGAAGCUCUUGGGAGGUCUCGGUAGCGAGAAGAGUCGCUGGAGCGAAGCAGCUGCGACACUAGGGGCAAGUCUGGGCAACGUUAUCGGAGACAUCCUCCUCGCUUCAGGAAUCGUCGCUUAUCUCGGUGCAUUCACUGUCGUCUACAGAGACUCGUUGGUUCAAGACUGGCACACUGCCUGCCAGGCCAUACAAAUACCUUGCAGUCCACCGCCGUUCAAUCUGGUCAACGUACUGGGUGAACCUGUCCAAGUCCGAGCCUGGCUGAUCCACGGCCUGCCAGCCGACAAGUUCUCCAUAGAGAACGGCAUCAUCGUUAAAUCGGCGGACAGGUGGCCUCUGAUGAUUGAUCCCCAAGCUCAAGCAAACAAGUGGAUCAGGAGUCUGGAAAAAGAUAACAAACUAGUGGUGAUCAAACUGACUGAUCCAAACUACACGAGAGUGUUGGACACAGCUAUACAGUUGGGACUACCGAUACUACUGGAGAACAUCCUGGAAGAAAUCGACUCGAUCCUUGAGCCGAUUUUACUCAAAAAUCUGUUCACUCAACACGGUAUUCUUUGCAUAAAGUUCGCCGAGAACAUCCUCGAGUACAAUGAGAACUUUCGGCUCUACAUCACUACGAGACUCAGAAAUCCUCACUACUUGCCUGAGAUCGCAGUUAAGGUCAGUCUGCUCAACUUCACAAUCACACCUCAAGGACUACAGGACCAGCUUCUCGGUAUUGUCGUGGCCAAGGAGUUGCCUGCCCUCGAGGAGAAGAAAAACCAGCUCAUAGUGGAAAGUGCCAACAACAAGCGAAUCUUGAAAGAAAUAGAAGACAAGAUCCUCGAGGUUCUCUCCAGCUCAGAGGGUAACAUCCUCGAGGAUGAAACAGCUAUCAAGAUCCUUUCUUCGUCCAAGAUUCUAUCAGAGGAUAUCAGAUCGAAGCAAGAAGUAGCUGCAGAAACUUCCAGAGACAUCGACAAAGCGAGGGAUGUGUACAAACCGGUGUCUCAUCACGCGUCAACCCUAUUCUUCUGCAUCUCGGAAUUGGCUAACAUUGAUCCCAUGUAUCAAUACUCUCUGCCCUGGUUUUUGAGACUGUUCACCAUGGUUAUCGAGAAGGAGCAGCCCGAGGAAGCGAAAACCGAUUUACAGAUUCGUAUCGAUACGCUCAACGAACUUUCGACCGAGACGAUAUACAGAAACGUCUGUCGUUCGCUCUUCGAGAAGGAUAAGCUUAUAUUCUCGUUGAUUCUCUGCGCUGGUAUCUUGCGAGGAAAGGAACAACUCGAUGAAGACCUGUGGAUGUUCUUACUGACCGGUGGUGUAGCGCUGGACAAUCCUUACCCGAACCCAAGUCCAGACUGGCUUUCGGAUAAAUCCUGGUCCGAGAUCACGCGUGCCAGUGAAUUGAAAGGCCUGGAGAACUUGAAUGACUCAUUUGUCAAGAACAUAUCCAAGUGGAAGACGUACUACGAUCUACAGAAUCCACAAGACAGUCCUCUGCCAGAACCCUACCAGAACGAAUCAGAAGACAGCUUGAAGAAAUUACUGCUGCUCAGAUGCAUCAGGCCUGAUAAACUCGUCUUGGCUAUUCGUACGUUCAUCAUCAGUAGGAUGGGAAAAACUUUCGUUGAACCACCACCUUUUGAUUUGAGAGACUCUUACAACGACUCAAGCAACGUUACGCCCUUGGUCUUCAUCUUAUCUCCUGGUUCCGAUCCCAUGACCGGUCUGAUAAAGUUUGCCGGCGAUAUCGGCAUCUCUGCCAAGAACCUCAAAUCCAUAUCCCUGGGUCAGGGUCAGGGUCCAAUCGCCGAGGAAGCCAUCAACAAGGCUUUGGAAUCAGGUCACUGGCUGAUGCUUCAAAACUGUCAUCUAGCCGAGUCUUGGAUGCGCGAGCUGGAUAGGAUAUGCGACGAAAUCAUCGUCCCAGCAAAGACGCACCCCCAAUUUCGACUGUGGCUGACGAGCUAUCCCUCGAAGGCUUUCCCUGUCUCGAUCCUUCAAAACGCGGUGAAGAUGACGGACGAGCCACCGAAGGGUCUGCGCAGCAACUUGAAACGCAGCUAUGCCACCGAUCCCAUCUCUAAUCCGAAAUUCUUCAGUGGCUGCAGAAAGCUCAUCGAAUGGGAGCGUCUGCUGUUCUCGAUCUGCUUCUUCCACGCAGUCAUCCAGGAAAGAAAGAACUUCGGGCCGCUCGGUUGGAACAUUCCCUACGAGUUCAACGAGUCUGACCUGCGCAUCAGCGUUAUGCAGCUACAGAUGUUCCUUAACAAUUAUAAGACUGUGCCCUUCGAGGCUUUGCUGUACCUCAUAGGAGACUGUAACUACGGUGGACGGGUCACCGACGACAAGGACAGGAGGCUUUUAAUUUCUCUGCUCCAAAAGUACCUUAACCCAGAAGUAGUCGCACGUCCAGACUACUCUUUUUCUCCGAGUGGACUGUAUCGCUUGCCCGAGAACACAAACUACCAAGGAUGCUUGAACUACAUCGAGACGUUAUCUAUCACUCAACUGCCAGAAGUUUUCGGACUAAAUCAAAACGCAGAUAUAACCAAGGACAAUCGAGAGUCCAUGCAGCUGCUCUCUGGCGCAUUACUCACGCAGACUCAACUAGGCGGUGAAUCAGAAUCGGACAAGAGUAACGAGACGAUGGUGCUGGACCUGGCCAGCGAGAUUCUGGAGAAGAUGCCUGAACAGUUUGACGUAGAGUACAUCGAGGAGAAAUUCCCAGUCAUCUACGAGAACAGCAUGAACACUGUCCUGCGUCAGGAGUGUAUACGGUUCAACAGACUGACUGGCGUCAUCAAGAUAAGCCUGAAAAACGUGAGGCGAGCGAUCAAGGGAGAGAUCGUUAUGACUUCCAACCUCGAGGAGAUCUUCAGAAGCAUGAGCAUCGGAAGGGUGCCGGAUGAAUGGCAGAAAAAAUCUUAUCCGACGUUGAAACCACUCUCGAGCUACAUCAGCGAUCUGCUUCAGAGGAUAGACUUUUUGCAGAAGUGGAUCGACGAAGGCGCGCCUACCGUCUUCUGGAUAUCCGGAUUCUUCUUCACACAGUCGUUCCUCACGGGUGUUCUGCAGAACCACGCGAGGAAGCACACCAUACCUAUCGAUCACUUGGACUUUGAGUUUGAGAUCACUCGGUACGAAAACUCCGAAGAAAUCAAAAAACCGCCAGAGUCCGGUGUUUACAUAAGAGGAAUAUAUCUGCAAGGUGCGAGAUGGAAUAGAGCUACGAUGGAGUUGGAUGAAUCCUUGCCGAAGGUCAUGUUCGACUUACUACCAAUCAUCUGGCUGAAGCCAGGAAUUAAGGCAGAAUUCACAAAAUCUCCGGUGUAUCAUGCGCCUCUUUACAAAACCAGCGAGAGGCGCGGUGUACUUGCUACGACGGGCCACUCUUCAAAUUUCGUCAUGGUUAUUUUGCUAGCUAGUUCUAUGAACGAGGAUCACUGGAUCGCUCGAGGCGUUGCGUGCCUCUGCCAACUGGACGACUGAGCAACGAAUGCGUGAUUUUUAUAAAAAUGUAGCUAUAGUUUAUUGAAUAUAAAAUUAUAAAAUAAAAAUUGAAACAUUACAA
Messenger RNA from Nasonia vitripennis (jewel wasp), 12229 nucleotides. It is a transcript of the gene Dnah3, whose product is annotated as dynein heavy chain 3, axonemal. Gene Ontology annotation, biological process: microtubule-based movement. Gene Ontology annotation, cellular component: dynein complex. The transcript has 25 exons. Lineage: Eukaryota; Metazoa; Arthropoda; Insecta; Hymenoptera; Pteromalidae. Bases 148 to 12147 code for a protein of 3999 amino acids. The record is from RefSeq and is a predicted model, not a curated record. Gene Ontology annotation, molecular function: ATP binding; dynein intermediate chain binding; minus-end-directed microtubule motor activity.